AUUACUGUCAUUAUAAUUGUUUGUAUUCCUAUUUUAAUGUUAUUACAGGGUUCCUGCACAUUUUCCAUUUCAAAAUUCUAUACUUUUCCAGACUCAAAUUUCCAGACUUCUCUGAGGAUUUUCAGUCAAUAUUAAACAUCCUAAUACCAAUUGUUAGAUGCUCUUAUGUAAAAAAAAAAAAAGGUCAAAAAACGUUGAGCGGCUACCGCUAGAUGCUGUGAAGACACGACAGCUCUUUUGCGCCUGCAAAUGGCUUAAAUUUGCCGCCUCCCCCAUGUUGGAGAUGUCGAACAAUUUCAAGCAUAGUUUGCAUCUAGCUUUAUUUUAACACUUGGUAUCCUUCAUCAAGUCGCACAGUCGUGUGGCGAAAGUUAACAAUGGUAACCAGAUACCGUUCUCAAGACAGCUUGAGUAGUUUCAUAUCAUCGACAGGUAGGCUAUGUUGCGUAAGCAAGCUUGUUUUGAUUUGUAUGUAUUAAUAUAUUUUAUUUUAGAUAAUGAGAUAAUAGUCUGGAAACACAAACAUUUUUCACUACUCUUUUCUCAUAUCUAUACUUAUCCAGACCUGGAAAUUACUCAAAUUAAAUUCCAUACUUUUCCAUACUGCGUAGGAACCCUGUUAUUAUGAUCAUUCUUAAUUUUUCGGCUACUUCCUGAAUAGGUAGACAUACUUGUUCUCCUCGUCUAGAAUUUAAGUAUCUAUACCACGUAAUUGUAGUUUCCCUUUAAUGAAUGUUUUAACAAUUUUUCAUGCUAGUGUCAUAUUGUAAUAAUACGUAUUAAGGACUUUGGGUUGUGGCACAAUUCGUUUCCCUCCCCAUGAUUAUUCUCCCCUCUUGAAUACAUGGUCAACACUGAAGAUGCUGCAUUCAUUCAAGUGGAUAUUAAAGCUACAUCUCAGCCUAAUGCAAAUGUUUCUUGAAAACAACCACGUAGAUUCAGCCCCAGCACCCUCCAUACAGACCGUCCCGGAGGGACCACUAACGGAGGGGAGCAGGGUAACGUUCACCUGCAGGGCCAUCGCACCCUGUCCCACCCAGCUGCCUACCCUGAGCUGGAACCAGUCAGGAGUCCCUGAGGGCCGGCUGGAGCCGCACGGAGACCAAGAGCCUAACGUCAGGACCCGGCGGCUGAAUAUCACUCUGUCGGACGGACAUGACGGGGUCCGCCUCACCUGUCUGGCGGAGUAUCCGGUAAACGGCCGUUUAGGCGGGCCCAGCAACAGAACAGCAGAGAGCGUCGUGACGCUCAACGUUUUCUAUUCCCCGAAGAAUACCCAGGCCUCCGUCAGCCCCCCCACGGUGUCGCUGGGCAGUGUGGUCAACCUGACGUGCACCAGCAGAGCCAACCCCCCCGUUCUCCGGUUCACCUGGUUCAGGAGCAGUGCGGAGGGACCCCUGAACGUGUCAGAUGGAUCUUUGUACAGCUUCAAUGUGUCCAGCUACAGAGGAAUCUACUACUGUGUGGCCACAAAUCCCUUGGGAAACCAAACAUCAGAAGAGAUAACUAUCAGCGGUGAAAAAUUGAAUGUCCCUCUGAUAAUUGCUGGAUGGCUGUUUGGUACCAUCUUCUUUAUUGGUCUGAUCAUCUUUGUCCUGUGGUUACUGAAGAAACCUUCAACACAGCAACAGGUCACGUAUUCAUGUAUCAAUGCUCAAAAUCCAAUAUGUGAGGCGCCAGACAAGCAGGAGGAAGAGGAGAUCCACUACGGAGAGAUCGACUUUACCAAGCGAGGUGCCGUGCAGAACCCAGGCCCGGUGUUCCCCCAGGGGGAGGAGCAGACCUCAGAGUACGUUGAGAUCACGGCUCAACAGGCUAAGAACACACAGAUCAGAGAUGAACUGGAGAGGAGCUGAAUAGUUUGGGCUGGGAUCUCUUUAGUAUCCACUCAUGUCAGUGUAAACAUAUCCUGCUUAAGCAUCUAUGACUUUCUGCAAAACAUUUCUAAAACAUGGCACCCCUUAUGGUUUUUGGUCUCCAAGGCACUGAAUAAAAAAAACUAAAGUUUGUACGACUCUCUGCAUGGCUGGUUGCUGUUUAGGAAAUCAACAGCACAACAAAUGUUAGGAAUGACCGCUUUUAUAAAAUGCUGCAGAGAAACACCAGACUGCUCUUCAUUCAAUUUUAAGGGACACCUCAAGAUAAAAUGCUGCGAUAGGAAUACAUAUGCAAUGCAUUGUAUGAAGCUGGCAUAGUAUGUAAAUGAGUCAUAAGUACAAUUUAAAUGAAAAUCAUCCAAUACAACCCUUUUCCAAAAAUGCCCCCUGUCUAAAUUGGACAAUAAUGAAUCGCAAAUAAAAAUCUAUUUGUAUUAAAAUUUUCUAAAAUGCCCCCUCUUUAAAGUGGACAAUAUUUAAACGUAAAUAAGUGGGCAGGAGAAAGUCCACCCAUUGGAGAGCGAGUAUGUCCACAGGGGACGAGGAUUUGAUGUGAAGGGUGACACAGAUUAUAAAGUUCAGCCAGUUACCCAAUGGGUGGAGUUUGUCCCACCCACUCAUUUGCAUUUUAAUAUUGUCUACAUUGAAGCGUGCCAUAGUUGGAAAAUGCAAACCAAAUUAAUUUUUAUUUGGAUAUUGUCCACAUUUCAGCAGACAUGUUUUAAAAUGCAAAGAGAUAGCAUUUUAAAUGUAUAUCUGACUCAAAUAAUGUGUGUAUGUUCUGAAAAAUAAAAAGCAUUAGUUCU
Gadus chalcogrammus (walleye pollock) is the source of this 2683-nucleotide messenger RNA. Its product is annotated as carcinoembryonic antigen-related cell adhesion molecule 5-like. NCBI's taxonomy places the organism in Eukaryota, Metazoa, Chordata, Actinopteri, Gadiformes, Gadidae. Bases 861 to 1856 code for a protein of 331 amino acids. The record is from RefSeq and is a predicted model, not a curated record. The transcript has 5 exons.